AUGUUGGGAUUGGCAUUUCAAACCGUUUUCGGACACAAGGCGACUAUGAAGUACAAUCCGCAAGUGAAAAUAUUUCUCCUCCUCGGCAUCUGUAUCUGUCAGAUACUGGCUGAUCCCCUGGGAGGAGGUGUAGCCGGAAUUGGAGCAGUCGGUGGCGUUGGAGCCAUUGGUGGAGUCGGCGGCUUGGGUGGAAUACAGCAAGUACCGGUAAUCCAGCAGGUGCCGGUGGUGCAACAGGUGCCCAUCAUCCAGCAGCAGCAGCCCCAAGCCCUGGGACUUGUCGGCGGUGGAGGUUUGAUUGGCGGAGGAAUCGGAGCAGGGGCCGGCUUCGGGCACUACAAGGAGAGCUAUCGAGUGCGAGCCAGAGGCCUGGGCGGUGGAUUCCGUGCCCGCUACGACAAGAAGUUCGGCGGAGGUGUGGCUGGGUUCGGAGCUGCGGCAGGAGCAGGAGCAGGUGGUCUCGGCCUGUUGGGCUAAGAAUUUGUAACUUAAAGAUAGGAGAUCUAGAAAAAAUAAAU
Drosophila bipectinata is the source of this 518-nucleotide messenger RNA. RefSeq lists its product as uncharacterized. NCBI's taxonomy places the organism in Eukaryota, Metazoa, Arthropoda, Insecta, Diptera, Drosophilidae. The record is from RefSeq and is a predicted model, not a curated record.